AAUCGCUGGACCGGCGGCUGGAUAUGGCUGUCCUUGUCGGAUCCUUGUUGGGUCCCGCGGGUAGGUCGGCGGCGCUGCUGGGUGGCAGGUGGCUCCAACCCUGCUCCUGGCUAGGGCUCCCGGACGUUUGGGGCCUUCCCACCCUGCAGCAGGCGCGGGGCAAGGCGCGCGGGAACGAGUAUCAGCCCAGCAACAUCAAACGCAAGCGCAAGCACGGCUGGAUCCGGCGCUUGAGCACGCCAGCUGGCGUCCAGGUCAUCCUUCGCCGCAUGCUCAAGGGCCGCAAGUCGCUGAGCCAUUGAGGAACCCGACGCUGCCGGCAGGACCCCCAUUAAAGCAUUUCCCUUUCCUCUACCUUGCCUGAUGCUGUUUUUGCAGGAUUGAGAGCAGUAAAGACGUGGACAUGAGUUCUCCCACGGGAAGUUUGGAUGGGAGUGGAAGUCACACUUUGCCAAGUUCCUUUUUUACGCUUUUUUCAGUUAGGAAGAAUUUUGAACAUACACAACAGACCACAGAGUAGUACGACAAACCCCAUCUACCCAGUACGCAGCUCUACUAGAGUCUGGGGCAACUUGUCAUGCCCCAUCCUGGUUAUUUUGAACCUGAUCUCGGGCAUUAGGUUAUUUUUGUAAAUAUUUCAGAACGCCAAGAUAAGGGCCCUUUAAAACAGUCGCAAAACUUAUUGCACCCCAAAGAAUUAUCAAUAAUUUUGAAAUAUUAAAUGUCUAAUACAUGUCAAA
Otolemur garnettii (small-eared galago) is the source of this 740-nucleotide messenger RNA. RefSeq names its product mitochondrial ribosomal protein L34 (gene MRPL34). Bases 24 to 302 code for a protein of 92 amino acids. Gene Ontology annotation, biological process: translation. The transcript has 2 exons. Gene Ontology annotation, cellular component: mitochondrial large ribosomal subunit; ribosome. Gene Ontology annotation, molecular function: structural constituent of ribosome. The record is from RefSeq and is a predicted model, not a curated record. NCBI's taxonomy places the organism in Eukaryota, Metazoa, Chordata, Mammalia, Primates, Galagidae.